UGUCCACAGUCCAAGUACAAGAAGCUUGUGCUCAGCAAAGUGGCUACCAAUGAAGGCAAACACCAAGACCACGACCAAAAACGGGAGCAGGUAGUCAUGAUGGACCAAACACGCCGAAAAAGGCCACAGCGACACUCACCAAAGCCAGUUCACCAACCAAAAAAUCACAGCACAAGGGUAGAGUUUCCGCGUCGCGACUUAGAGCGUCAGGUAAGUUUUUUUUUUUUUGUUUCGAGGCGGGCAUCCAAGGCAGAGUGCAAUACCAAGGCACCCAUUUUACAACAAAGAACACGGACACAAGACCACAUCACUGAACGACACCGGACUGUACAUUACAAGUUAACGUGCCUCAGGAUGGGUGCACAAGCACGCCAAAAGUCGCCGGGGUAAUGAGCCCCGCCACCCCUUACAGAAACACACGACAGGACAAACAAAAACAAGGCAAGACGGCACAGCAGGACAAGUUAAAAGACGCGAGAGACACUAUCUAA
Porites lobata is the source of this 491-nucleotide messenger RNA. The record is from the annotation of a GenBank genome assembly. NCBI's taxonomy places the organism in Eukaryota, Metazoa, Cnidaria, Anthozoa, Scleractinia, Poritidae.